Molecule: messenger RNA, 2867 nt
Organism: Anopheles gambiae (African malaria mosquito)
Lineage: Eukaryota; Metazoa; Arthropoda; Insecta; Diptera; Culicidae
Gene: Cdc45
Product: cell division control protein 45 homolog
Exons: 2
Coding region: 440-2167 (575 amino acids)
Biological process (GO): double-strand break repair via break-induced replication; mitotic DNA replication preinitiation complex assembly; DNA replication initiation
Cellular component (GO): DNA replication preinitiation complex
Molecular function (GO): DNA replication origin binding; single-stranded DNA binding; chromatin binding
Source: RefSeq, a predicted model, not a curated record
AAGUUAUGUUUUCGGCGCGUAAAUUUAUGUUUUGACGAGUGAAGAGACGGGUGGGGGGAGAGCGCAUUGCAACAUAAAGCGACCGCUUGCACAUCUUACACGAACUGCCGUCAAGUGCCCGCUGUACGGCCAAAUACAAUUUGUCUGCCAUCUCCUUAGAAAAUGAUACCUCACCUUUAAGUGUUAAUUUGUGUUUAUGUAUCUUUGGAUGUGAGUGUGUGUGUGUGUGCGGCUUGCAUAAAAAAAUAAUAAUACACAGACAGGAAGUAGGAAUUCCACCAUCUCUUUCGCCUUCGAGCGGCGUCUAACACACGCACACACAAUUUCGGCGGCGAAUGUGAACGGUAGUUGUUUGCGUUUUGUGCGUUGAGCAGCAGCCUCCAUUUCCGACUGGAUUUGCACUGUGCCUCCCCCCCUCCAAAAACCCGCUCAAAAGGCAAUGUUUAUCGCCGACCUGAGGAAGGACUUUUACCAGCAGCUCAUCGGCAAGCGCAUACUGGUGCUGGUGAACUACGAUCUGGAUGCGAUCUGCGCGAGCAAGAUACUGCAGGCCCUGUUCCGCUGCGACAAUGUGAUCUACUCGAUCGUGCCGAUCAUGGGGCUGGCCGCGAUGCGGCGGGCGUACAGCGAGCACCGGGGCGACAUCCGGUACGUGCUGCUGGUCAACUGUGGCGGCUGCAUCGACAUCGUGGACGUGCUGCAGCCGGACCAGGACGUGGUGUUCUUCAUCUGCGACUCGCACCGCCCGUACGACGUGUGCAAUGUGUACAGCGAUGGGCAGGUGCGCAUACUGGGCGAGAUGAACAGAAACGAAAACAUACCUGCGUUCGAGGACAUCUUUCAAGAUUCGGACAACGAGAGUGGUGAUGAGGACGAGGAGGACGAUGAUGAUGCCGGAUACAACGAGGACGGCGGUGGAAGUGACAGCGACGGUGGUGGUGGUGGUGCACCAAAACCAGCCAACAAUCGCAUUCAGCGCAUCGAGCAGCGGUUGCUGCGUCGUCGCGAACGGAAAGCCUGGCAGGAGCGACGGCUCACGCUGAUGUUCGAGUACGCCCAGUACGCCUACUACGGUUCCAGCUCGGCGCUCAGCAUCUUCGAGCUAGCCUGGCGCAUGUCGAAAGAUUCGCUCGACUUGCUCUGGUGGGCGAUCGUCGGCGUCACCGAGCAGAAGCUACUGGGGAAGGUGGAAAGCGCCUCGUACACGCUGCUCAUCGAAAAGCUCCAAUCGCACGUGUCGCGCCUCACCAACAAAGCGAGCGACCAGGCCAUCCAAACGUCCGUGAAGAUCGUGUUCGAGAGCGAUCUGCAGCUGGCCCUGUUCCGGCACUGGAGCGUGCUGGACUCGCUGCGCUUCUCUUACUACCCCGCCUGCCGACUGAAGCUCUGGACGCACAAGGGCGACAAGCAGAUGAACGAGCUGCUGGUCGACAUGGGCCUGCCGCUGGUGCAGGCGAAGCAAACGUUCAACGCGAUGGAUCUGGUGCUGCGGCGUGAGUUUUACGAAAAGAUUGAAAAGUUUGCCGAAAAGUACAACAUGCCGGACGUAACGUACGCCUCGUUCGUGCUGCAGUACGGCUACCGGAAUAAGUACUCGGCCGCCGACUACGUGUACUCCAUGCUGGCGAUACUGGAGUCGGUGCGGCAGGAUCGGUUACCGGAGGCGUGCUUUCUGCAGUCGAUGGAUGCGCUGUCGCGCGGCAAAAAGGCCAUCCUGGACGAGGGCAUCGAUCUGUGCAAAACGCUGCUGACGACCAUCUUCAAGCAGGUGCAGACGUGCCUGGAGAUGCAUCAGAUCCGCUCGGCUGGUCCGUUUCUGUACCUGGUGCUGCAGGAGGAGGUGUCGUUCUUUAGCUGCCCGUACGGGUUGCUGCUGCUGGCGCGGUUUCUGCUCCGUGCGCAUGUGGCCGUGUCGCGCAAUCGGCGAGCGCAGGAGUUGCCGCUGAUUGCGGUCGCUCCGAUCGAUUUGGCGCGGGGGAUUUCGCUGCUUGCGGGCGUACCGCCCGUCUGCGAGGACAGUCGGCACUUUUUUGCGAAAGCGUUCGAGGAGGCGGGCAAUCGGAGCGGAGCGGUAAUCUCGCAGGACUUUUUCGAGACGGCCGUCAUACAGAUCAAGCAGUCCGACUGUACCAAGUUUCUCGACGCGCUGACGGUUAUGCUUAGUUGAUAGGGAGAGACGAGAGGUAGGGAGGAAGGGGUUAGCUGUUAGUGUAGGGAGCGCAGGUGUGUUUGUGUGUGUGUUUUUUUUUUGGUUUAGUAAAUUUUAGUUUAGUAAAAUCUGUCGCGCACUCAACCCGUAGCUAGGGACCGUUUGCUGAACGUUUCCCACCAUAUUCGAGGACACUUGGCACACUUUCUCGACCCUUUUUGCCGUGUACUGUGUUAUACAGAGUCAAGUAAGUGUGUUAAAUGCCUUCGAUAAUGUGAAAAAGUUCUGUUAGUGUGCCUCCAAAUUGUGUCGACCCAUUGUGUGCGUCUGUCGUGACGUGAAGUAAUAUUUAAUGUUAAUAGGUCGUAAGACUCGAGGCAAAUAUUCACGGAGGGGUGCAAGCAAGGAGUCGUUGAGUAUGUGUUAGUGGAUGGGACAUGAUUGUUCUUUGUUUUAUGUACUUCGACAUCAAUAUUCCUACCGUGAGUGACCAACGGGACUGGACGGGGUGGAUGAUUGUGACAGCAUAUAGUUAGCGAGCGAGAUAGGAAAAAAGUAAGAAAUGCCUCCAGGUUCUAUACAACAAAAGUGCAAAAAGAAAGUUCUAUACAAAAACCAGUUUGAUAAAUUAUUAUUACCGAUAGGGCAAGCAAGGAGGAGCAGGCGAUAGUUUAAGGCUUAUCUGUACGGAAAUAUAGCAUUUACCUGUAACUACACC